This is a messenger RNA of Rhagoletis zephyria (snowberry fruit fly), 1562 nucleotides long. Lineage: Eukaryota; Metazoa; Arthropoda; Insecta; Diptera; Tephritidae. The record is from RefSeq and is a predicted model, not a curated record.
AACCUACACCAUCCAGGAGAACACCGACGUCACCUUCCGCCUCUUCGGCACCGACUUCACCGGCCAGACAAACGGCNUUGACCGACGGAGUUAACCCGGAAGCUGAACCGGAAGUGGAACCGGAAGAGUGCCACAUUGCGCACGGCCGCGCCUUCACCGCCACCGUGGACAAUCGCUACACUGCUCACGUCCACCUGGUUCAGCUGGCCGCCAACGAAGACGCCUACUUCCUCUGCUACUCGCUGCUGCAGCCUGGAGAGGAGCCCCCGACUAGCUCUUCGAAAGCGCAGUUUCGAUAUGCUGGAGCGGCCAGCUCCACCGAGGUGGGCGGCUCCAGCUGGCUGAAGAUUAAAUCUGAAGCUCCGCUGUUCCCCCUAUGGCUCUCGCUGGUGAUGAUCGCCCUCCUCCUCACAAUGUCAGGCCUUUUCUCGGGGCUAAAUCUAGGUUUAAUGGCGCUGGACAAGAACGAGCUGCAGGUAAUUGAAAACUGCGGCACGGAGGAUGAGAAAUUUUGGGCGCGAUCAAUAGCGCCGGUUCGAGCUCGAGGUAACUACCUCCUCUGUACGCUGCUGCUCGGCAAUGUCCUGGUCAACUCGACGCUGACCAUCUUCAUGGAUGGGCUCACUUCCGGUGUGCUCGCCGUCAUCGUCUCCACGCUGGCCAUCGUCGUCUUCGGGGAGAUCAUUCCGCAGGCGGCCUGCAGCAGACACGGCCUGGCCGUCGGCGCGAAGACCAUCUACGUGACCUAUCUCUUCAUGUUCCUCACUUUUCCCCUUUCGCUGCCGAUCUCCUGGAUCCUGGACCGGAUACUGGGCGAGGAGAUCGGCAACGUCUACGACCGAGAGCGGCUGAUGGAGUACAUUAGGGUGACCAGCACCUAUAAUCACCUGCAGCAGGAUGAGAUGAAGAUCAUCUCCGGCGCCCUCCGCUUCCGCAACAUCCGCGUCGCGGACAUUAUGACGCCCGCGGAGGACGUCUUCAUGCUCCCCUAUAGUACCGUGCUCAAUUUCGAAACUUUAACAGCGAUCAACAACUCCGGCUACUCUCGAAUUCCAAUCUACCUCGAAGAGCGAGACAAGGUGGUGGGCGUGCUGCACGUCAAGGACCUCGCCCUGGUGGACGCCGAUCACGCCCUUCCGCUGAAGGUGGUCCUCGACUUCUAUUCGCACCCCAUUUUUACGGUUCUUGAAGAUGUGACCCUCGAUGUGGUGCUGAAUGAGUUCAAGAGCGGCCGAUCACAUAUGGCGCAGGUCAAUCGAGUGGUGGACAGUGGGGCGGGAGGCGAUCCCGUUUAUGAAUUUCUGGGCGUCGUCACGCUGGAGGACAUCAUCGAGGAGCUGCUGCAGGCGGAGAUCAACGACGAGACCGAUGUGAUCUCGGACAACCGCCGGAAGCAGAAGCGGAAGGAGGUGCAAAGUCAGCGGAGCUACCUCGAUUUCAUUCGCGACGGUUUCAAGGACAACCUGCACGCUCACAUUGGAUGCACUCAUGUGGUCAUCAGUCCGCAGCUGGCGCUGGCCGCCUCACGGUUCCUCGCCUCUUGUAAGUGUGAAUAUUUUUGA